Messenger RNA from Racocetra persica, 236 nucleotides. NCBI's taxonomy places the organism in Eukaryota, Fungi, Glomeromycota, Glomeromycetes, Diversisporales, Gigasporaceae. The record is from the annotation of a GenBank genome assembly.
AAAUUCUAAAAAUCGAUCUAUGUGAGAAGAAUUCUAAAAAACUCAAUCUUUGUGAGAAGAAUUCUAAAAAACUUGAUCUAUGUGAGAGGAAUUCUAAAAAACUCGAUCUAUGUGAGAGAAAUUCUAAAAAACUCGAUCUAUGUGAGAGAAAUUAUAAAAAACUCAAUCUAUAUAAGAGAAAUUCUAAAAAACUUGAUUUAUGUGAGGAGAAUUCUAAAAAAUUCAUAUUUAUGUGA